AUGGAAUAUACCGUAGAGAGGCGAGCUUUUGGGGACAACUUUCAUGAAGGUGGGAUGUGGGCUGUAUUCAAAAGCUUGGUUUGCCGAAUCUUAUUGGUUUAUUUUGCGACUAGCAUUAUAAAGAGCUUGUCUGGUGGUCCUUCACAAGUUACCGAUAAAUCAGCACCUAAACGAGCUGUUUUCCAGCCAUCUAAGAAUCUUUUCGCAUCUGGUCAACCUUUCGACCUCCACAUGUAUCUUGACGAUUCGGAACAGCGCCUCUGGAACCUGGAAAACCGCUAUCUUUUUUGGCAACAACUCAAUGUCCUAUAUGGUGAUUAUUCUGGAGGUCCGGCGAAGGAUGGAGUUCUCGUCUUCGAAAGAACAAUCUCCACUCCGCAGUCGCUUCUGAGGAACCAAUCUUUGUACUUGCAUGUUUUUAUUACCAAAGCUGGUCAUUCACCAAAUCCGAAGGAUCGAAGUUAUAUCAAGCGUGAGGUUAUUUAUGGAGUAUAUCAACUCAAUAAAUAUAAGAAGAGGCACUAUAAGACGACGGCGAAUUUGCUUACUGGGAAAAGCGAACAAAACAAGCAAGUCCUAGAAAAAGCUGCCAAAAUGAACUUCGAGAUCUUAAAUUUUUGGCAUCCGAAUCUUACAGUCAGCUUAGUCGAUGACCAAACUAGGUGGACUCAAGGUUCUUUACCUCCUCCUCUGGAUGAAGCUGUUACAUUUGACACUACUGCGGGAUUCUAUUUGCCUAUUCUCUUCUUUAAUAAUUACUGGAAUCUCGGUUCCGAAUACAUGCCUAUCAACGAUACUGUGAAGAAAAUAACGUUGCGUAUUAGCUACCAACCAGUGUCGCUUUUCAAGUACCAGUUGUACGCGAGUCAGCAGGUUUCUUUGAUUUUCGAGAUGCUUGCAAGUCUGGCUCAUCUUAUGCACUAUAUUAUUUCUUUUUUGAUGCGCAAUAAAUGGCCAUCGAUACUGGGCGGCGAUGUUUUCGAGCAGGAUGAUGACGAUCAGGACAUCAUAAAACGAGCGCUUAUGGAGACGAAUCCUCUUCUGCUUGCUCUUACCGUGUUCGUAUCAUUACUUCAUACCGUCUUUGAAUUUCUGGCGUUCAAAAAUGACAUACAAUUCUGGCGAUCUCGGAAGGAUCUCGCCGGUCUCUCUGUGCGCUCUGCGCUGUUCAGUAUUUUCCAAUCCACAGUUGUUUUUCUCUAUAUUUACGACAAUGAUACUAACUGGCUGGUGAGAAUGAGCGUAGGAUUCGGACUUCUUAUUGAAUGCUGGAAGAUUCCGAAAGUCGUAAACGUCGAGGUGGAUUAUUCAAAAAGAUUGUUUAAUUUUCUCCCGAAAUUGAAAUUCAGUGAUAAGGGAUCUUAUGUGGAAAGCGAGACCAAAGCCUAUGAUGAGUUGGCAUUCAAAUGUUUAUUAUGGAUCCUUCUCCCCCUUCUCGCUGGUUAUGCUGUUUAUUCCUUGAUAUACAUUGAGCAUAGGGGAUGGUAUUCGUGGAUGCUUAGUAUGUUCUAUGGAUUUCUACUGAUGUUCGGGUUCAUCAUGAUGACUCCACAGUUAUUUAUUAAUUAUAAGCUGAAAUCAGUUGCACAUCUUCCUUGGAGAAUGCUUACUUACAAAUUCAUCAACACGUUUAUCGACGAUUUAUUCGCGUUCGUCAUUCGAAUGCCUUUGAUGUAUCGAAUCGGAUGCUUCAGAGACGACAUAAUAUUCUUGAUCUAUUUGUGCCAAAGAUGGAUUUAUCGAGUCGAUCCGAAGCGAAAGAACGAAUUUGGUACCUCGUUCGAGUCAGGAGCUGUAAAUGCAGCAAACAUAGCGGAUGUUGUUAAUGCGCGAGAUAAACAGGCAGAUCUGAAGUCGAAGAAAGACAAAUAA
Messenger RNA from Necator americanus (New World hookworm), 1872 nucleotides. RefSeq lists its product as uncharacterized. Bases 1 to 1872 code for a protein of 623 amino acids. The record is from RefSeq and is a predicted model, not a curated record. Gene Ontology annotation, cellular component: endomembrane system; membrane. Lineage: Eukaryota; Metazoa; Nematoda; Chromadorea; Rhabditida; Ancylostomatidae. The transcript has 15 exons.